AUGAACAGUGGAUUGGCACUCACAUUGUACUUGAUGACAGUUGGUUACCAAAGCACAGUUCACACUUUCGGAGCCAAAAUAGUCAUCCACGAUCCGAAUCAAACUCCAAAUCCAGAAGACGAAGGACUCUUUAUCAAUCCAGGACACGACACCUUAAUAUCCUUAAAACAGACUCUCUACCGAAGAUUAUCACAUCCUUAUCCAGAUGGUUGCAAAGAUUACGAUGCCGAUAUUAGUUCCAAAAUAAGAACUAAAAACGACUGCAUUCGAGCUUGUAUCCAAAUGGAGUCCUACGAAAAAUGUGACUGCAUUGAUCCGUCUUUAGGAAUCACGAGCAAUUUCAGACCCUGCAACUUAUCAAACGCAAAGGAAUCCUGCUGCCUGAACGAAGUACUAGAUGCCAUGGCCCGGAGUGCUUCCCCUUGCGACUGUCCCUUGCCAUGCGUAUCUCUGUAUUACAACGAACAGAUUUCAAGAUCCCGUCUCGUAUCACGCGAUAGGUUAACACGGUGGUUUUUGCAGAAUGAUAAAGUGAUGAUCAAAGUGUUCUACUCCAGCAAGGAAAGGCUCGUGUACGAUCAGAUGCCCAAGUGGAAAGGAUCUGAGCUUUUCAGUCACAUAGGAAACGAGCUUUCAUUGUGGCUAGGCAUUUCUGUUUUAACAGCUUUUGAGCUUUUAGAAAAACUUAUCUUGUUCACGAAGAAUGUUUGCUUACUAAAUCGAAAAUGA
Messenger RNA from Argiope bruennichi, 729 nucleotides. Its product is annotated as FMRFamide-activated amiloride-sensitive sodium channel-like. Gene Ontology annotation, molecular function: ligand-gated sodium channel activity. The coding region runs from base 1 to 729 and encodes 242 amino acids. Gene Ontology annotation, biological process: sodium ion transmembrane transport. Gene Ontology annotation, cellular component: membrane. NCBI's taxonomy places the organism in Eukaryota, Metazoa, Arthropoda, Arachnida, Araneae, Araneidae. The transcript has a single exon. The record is from RefSeq and is a predicted model, not a curated record.